Molecule: messenger RNA, 195 nt
Organism: Entrophospora sp. SA101
Lineage: Eukaryota; Fungi; Glomeromycota; Glomeromycetes; Entrophosporales; Entrophosporaceae
Source: the annotation of a GenBank genome assembly
AUGAUUGAGGAUCAUAAGAAAAUGAUGGGAGAUAGAGAUAAAAUUUUAAAGGCAAUGCAAUUAGCAUUAUUUCAACUAGAACAAAUAAUGCGCAACAGUGGAAUUAAUGACAAAAAGAAACUUCAGCAAAAUCUUGAGAUAUUUGGCAUCCUAGUUUAUACAGGAUUUCAUUUUCUAUGCGAUGCAUUACUAUGA